AUGACCAGCACAGAUCCAGAGCUGGCCACCAAGGCCCCCGAGAGCGAUGCUCAGGAAGACGCCCAGAAGGAUGCUCCCGUCGAGACCCCAGCUGCUGCUUCCACUGCUCCCACUGCUUCCGCCGUCGAGUCGACAUCCCAACCGAAGCUGUGCGAUGAUUGCGUGACAGACAGGCCCACUCGUUCCGGCCCAGGCCCCACAGGAGAGAUCAGGAAGCUCAACGAUAUUGACGCCUACAUCUCCAAGCCGUCCGACUACCCCCACGCGCCCGCCCGCCUGCUGCUCCUCCUGACGGGCGGCACGGGCGUCAAGUCCACCAACAACCAGAUCCAGGCGGACCGCUUCGCGAGCGAGGGCUUCGUCGUCGUCAUGCCCGACCUGUUCGAGGGCGACGUCGCCCCCAACUCGGCCACCGUCGACGAGGAGCAGGCGACCCAGGGCGGCUCCUUCCUCGACAACUUCAAGAUCAAGGCCGUCGAGGGCGUCAAGAGCUUCAUGAUCGACAUGUGGCUCGCCCGCCACACCGAGGAGAAGGUCCUGCCCAUCCUGCACAAGGUCAUCGACGGCGCCAAGGACGAGUUCGCCGACGCGGUCGGCAACGGCGGCGGGGUCUACGCGGCGGGGUACUGCUUCGGCGGCCGGUACGUCCUGCUCCUGGCUGCGGAGAGGAAGCUCCAGGGCGGCGCGGGUUUGUUCGGCGCUGCUGCGGAGAAGCCUGCGGACGAGGAGGCUGGACCGCAGACGACCGGGCCGUACAUCAAGGCUGGGGCGUUGGCGCACGCGACGCUGGUGGCGCGUGACGACUUUGAGGGCCUGAAGGCUCCUGUCAGCUUGGUCUGCGUGGAGAACGACCCUCUCUUCCCGGAUGAUGUGCGCACGGCAGGCGAGGACUACAUGUCCAAGAUCAAUGUUGAGCAUGAGGUCCAGGUCUACCCUGGAGUCCCUCAUGGAUUUGCUGUUGUCGGGGACUACGAAGAUCCCACGAUUAAGACUGCCCAGAGCACAGCGUUUGAGCAGAUGCUGAAGUGGCUGAAGGAUCACUGA
Diaporthe citri is the source of this 1044-nucleotide messenger RNA. RefSeq lists its product as uncharacterized. The transcript has 4 exons. Lineage: Eukaryota; Fungi; Ascomycota; Sordariomycetes; Diaporthales; Diaporthaceae. Gene Ontology annotation, molecular function: hydrolase activity. The record is from RefSeq and is a predicted model, not a curated record. Bases 1 to 1044 code for a protein of 347 amino acids.